AUGAGCAGCAAAGUCAGCAUCGGCGGCGGCGGCGGCGGCGGCGGAAGUGCCGGAGCAAGGAAGGCUAAUAACGGAAUUCACGAUAUUCCGUCGGGGUCUAGGAAAAUAGUACAAAGCUUGAAGGAAAUUGUAAACUCCCCCGAGGCUGAGAUCUAUGCUAUGCUUAAAGAGUGCAAUAUGGAUCCUAACGAAGCCGUUAAUCGCCUCCUCACUCAAGAUCCUUUUCACGAGGUAAAGAGCAAAAAAGAAAAGAAGAAAGAGACUAGGGAUAUACCGGAGUCCCGGCUGCGUGGUGCUAAUAACACAUACAACCGCGGUGGUAGAGGUGGUUCUGAUCGUUAUGCUGGACGAAGUGGAUCUACCCAUUACAGCUCUACUGAUUCUGGAAACUACCAAGGGAAACCAACAAACAAGAAAGAAAGUGGAACGCAGGGCUACACAAGUUCGUGGUCUUCGUCUCCUGCUUCUGGAGUAGCGAACCACCAUCAGACUCAGACACAGCACAGUGAUUCUGUUGUUGUUGAAAAUAAAUUGCCACCUGUUGCCUCGGGCGAUGGAAUAUCAACAUCACAGCCGGCUUCUGGACAUCAAACUGCAUGGUUUGGAGCUUCAGGUCAGAGGUCUAUGGCUGACAUUGUGAAGAUGGGUAUACCACAGAACAAGACGACACAGCCAAAUGCCAAUAUGCGUUCUGAGAUCAAUCAUGUGCGUGAAGGUAAUGUGAACCAGCAGGUUCCUGUUAAAGAUGAAUGGCCGUCAAUUGAGAAGCCACUGGCGCCUAGUGCGCCUUCUGUAUCAGUAGCACCGGCAGAGCCGGAUGUGUUCAAUGGUCAAGCUGAUUUCCAAUCCGAUAGAGGAGAUCAGCAUCUGCAGGACCGGUUAGAAAAUAUGCAUCUAGCAGAGAAUAGCCCUGCUGUAAAUAGUGGAGCCGAUCGUGUACAACCUGACUCGGUUGAUGGUGGAAAUGUCCAAGAGAUUGGAGAGUACCAGACGCAGAGCCAUCCUUCGGAGUACCACAAAGAUGAAGAUGAUGUUUCAUCUGGCUCGGCCAAUUUUCAACAACUAACCAUAGAUAGUCAUGAUCAAGAAGCCCCACAUGAAGAGGAUAGACCUGCUGUUGUAAUUCCAGAUCAUUUGCUAAUCCACACUGAAGAAUGCUCGCAAUUAAGUUUUGGAAGUUUUGGAGGUUUUGGAUCAAGGCCUUUGAGCAACAACGUAGAAGAGACUUCUGAAGUAGCUCCACAGAUUGAACAUUCAGAUGCUAGAAACACUGAAUUCUAUGGAGAUGAAAAUCUUGGAGGUACGGCCAAUGAAGAUAUGGUCCAUCCACCUAGUACGGGAAAUUAUGAUGAUUCCUUAGAGUCUAGGCAAGAGGUUUUGAAGCAAGAGAACUCUGAUACCACUCAGGAGCACCAGUACACAUUUGCUCAGUCUGAGCCAGAGUAUGCUUAUGAAAAUGCUAAGCAGCAGCUGAAUACCGCAUAUGAUGCCUCACAGGCAAAUGCACAGAACCAAAUGCAGAAUCUUGCUUCAUUAUCAAAUGUGAUGCAGGGGUAUACACACACAGUUCCCAACACUUUAUUGGCACAAACAGCACAAAAUGCUAGGGAGCUUGAGUUCCAGUAUUCACCUUUCCCAGUUGCACAGUCUAUGCAGUCAAGAAAUAUCAACAAUGCUUCAUCUCUUGGUGGCCAAAGCAUUUCCAUGCCAGAGGCGCUUCGAGGCAGUGGAAUCCCUGCAACGCAGCAAACCUUACCUGGUGCUAACAUUGCUACUGGACCAGCUCUUCCACAACAGCUUCCGAUGCAUGCUUACUCUCAACCUACAAUGCCUCUAGCGCACUUUGCAAACAUGAUUGGUUAUCCUCUGAUACCUCAGAACUAUCCAUACAUGCCAUCUGCUUUCCAGCAAACGUACGCUGGUAACAACUCAUACCACCAGCAACUAGCUGCUUCAUUACUUCCGCAGUACAAAGCCAAUCUCUCCCCCAGUAAUUUGCCUCAGUCUGCAACAGCGCCUGCCUCCGCUUAUGGCUUUGGAAACCCCGCCAAUGUUGGAUCCGCCGGAAACUUCCCUCUGAACCAACAGUCUGCUCCUACCAGUACAACCCUCGGUUAUGAUGAUGUGUUGUUGAGUUCUCAAUACAAAGAGAGUAAUCAUCUGUUGGCACUUCAGCAGCAACAACAGCAGCAACAACAACAGCAGAACGAGAACUCGGCUAUGUGGCAUCACGGUCAUGGUUCUCGAACCAUGUCAGGUGUUCCGGCUAACGCAUACUACAACCUCCAAGCACACCAGCAACAACAGCAGAGUCAGCAAGCAGCAGCAGGCGGGUAUCGUCAAGCCCAGCAACAACAGCAUUACGGGUCUCAUGGCUACCCAAACUUCUACCAAGGCCAAACAGAAAUGUCACUCGAGCGCCAGCAGCAAAACCCUAGAGAUGGUGCUGGAUCUCAGGUUGGUCAGCCCUCGAACCAAACCCAGCAGCUCUGGCAAAACUCUUACUAA
Messenger RNA from Microthlaspi erraticum, 2508 nucleotides. The record is from the annotation of a GenBank genome assembly. NCBI's taxonomy places the organism in Eukaryota, Viridiplantae, Streptophyta, Magnoliopsida, Brassicales, Brassicaceae.